AUGGUCGCUGAAAUAGAUGGUGCUGGAUGGCCUCGUAUAGCAUCAGUGCUGAUACGAUGCAAGAUGCUAACACCAUCUACUGCUGUGAGAGAAAUGCUGUGGCAGCGAAGCUGGAGUGCGGAAAUUGCCUCCCUGCGUCACGUGAUCUCGAAAAACAGCAGCCUUCUGUUUCUGGUGCUCUUAGCAGCACAGUUCGGCUUGCAGCCGCUGCUGUCGAAGCAGCUGCUGCCACGGGGGCAUCUUCCGCAAGUCUUCCUGUUGAGCUCCAACUUCUCCAGGAUACUUAUAUCUCUUUUCAUCUUGAUGUUUGGCAACACGCGAGAUGAAAUUGCAGAUAUCGUCCGCGCCUGGAGUCUGCGCGAGUCCAUCUUGAAAGCGGGUAUACCGGCGAUAAUGUUUUCGAUGCAGGGCUGGCUGUUGCAGGUCGGCCAAGCGCAUAUCGAUUCUCUCAGCUUCAAUCUUCUCAACCAGACGAAGACUCUGUCAGCAGCGCUGAUGUGUUACUUGCUUCUAGGCAGGCGACAGUCCCGAAUUCAGUGCUUCGCUUUGGUGCUUCUCUUUGUCUCAGCACUGCUGCUGGGGACGAAGGGAUGUUCCAGCUUCAAGAAGCACUCUUUAAGGGACGGCAGCGCCAGCGAUGCCUUCGUCUUUGGAGUUCUUCCCGUGGUCGUUGCAGCUUUGAGCUCUGGGCUGACAGCUGCCAUGACACAAAGGACGCUUAAGGGCUCCGCUGGGCGGAACAGCUGGCUCUAUUCCAUGGAGCUUUCGAUGUGGGGCUCUGCCUGCCUGAUCGCAGGCGUCUGCAUGAGCGACAAGCGUGGGCGGCUUCUGCAGGGACCCUACCAGGGCUGGUCUGCGCUGAGUGUCGUGCCCGUCCUAACGCAGGCCGUGGGAGGCAUACUGGUCGGGCUGGUCACAAAGUACUCUGACUCGGUGAAGAAAGGCUUUGCGCUUGUCUCUGGCAUCGUGCUAAGGCUGCACUAG
Molecule: messenger RNA, 984 nt
Organism: Symbiodinium necroappetens
Lineage: Eukaryota; Dinophyceae; Suessiales; Symbiodiniaceae
Source: the annotation of a GenBank genome assembly